AUGGAUAUUCCAUCAACUGAAUUGCCAAAAUCAUCCAUACCUUAUACCAAAGGUUGGAAAUUCACUGUUAACUCACAUAUUCCUCCUCGGCCAACAUUAGUGACAAAGAAUUGUUGCCGCAACUUCGAAGUUGGUAGGAAUGAAAGGAGUCAAUUUAGCCCAGCUCAACGGUGCCUGCGGAAUCCUCCUUUACUUGGGGAGCAGGGCUCACAUAUUCUGAACUUGGAGGUCCUUGAAUUAUUGAAGGUCGGCGAUGGCUGCAACGCGCAGGUCUUUACCGUUCGCGUGGACAACCCAGAAUGUACCGAAUCGAACGCAAACCUGGUGGCUAAAAUAUACGACCCCCUUUACUUUGACGAUGAAGAGGGAUACCUUAAUCCUUUUCUCUGCGUGGACAAGCAUUACACCCAUGAAGUUCAUGCGUAUGGAGUGCUUUCUGAUCUGCAAGGAGUUCUCGUCCCUAGGUUCUAUGGGUCUUACUCUUUAGAUCUGCUGGUCGAGGAUUCAGCAAAGCGCACUGUUCGGCUGAUCCUGAUCGAAUAUUUACCAGGGAUAUCAAUGCAACAGGCCAUACCUAAGGACUUUCCUCAACGCACUCGCCAGCAAAUCAUGAAAUCGGUAAUUGAGUUUGAAAGCGAAGUUUACAAGCGAGAUAUAUUGCUGACGGACCUGCACCCUCGGAAUGUUAUGAUGGUUGAUCAGGGUCAACGAAAGCUUGUGUUUUAUGACUUCGCUGGUGCUCUCUUUGGCCGCAGGAGAGAUGAUCCAAUUGCUGUCGAGUUUAACCUGUUCCUGGGUCAGUAUAUUUCACCUCUUCUACGGUGGGAUACAACCAUGGCGAUGGAAUUUGGUGAGUGGAUUGAUUGGGAUUGGGAUUCUUGGGUCAAAGAGGAGUUUGCCCAUACCUCUGCAAAUAUUACACAGGAAAUGCGGGAAAUGUACUGUUGA
Molecule: messenger RNA, 948 nt
Organism: Aspergillus clavatus NRRL 1
Lineage: Eukaryota; Fungi; Ascomycota; Eurotiomycetes; Eurotiales; Aspergillaceae
Exons: 1
Coding region: 1-948 (315 amino acids)
Biological process (GO): protein phosphorylation
Molecular function (GO): ATP binding; protein kinase activity
Source: RefSeq, a predicted model, not a curated record